UGACGUUCGAUUCGUCGCCAGUUCACGUCCACUAUAAAUACUCUUGUUCGGCACCCCGCUGAUAAAAAGGUGGGAAAUCAACGAAAAGUGCGCGUGUACUUCAAAAAAGGAGGGGAAAGAGAGGCGAGAUCUUACCAACGAAUGUUUCUUAAAUCACGCGCAAGACUGACUUAAUUUUAAAGCAUUUUAGUGGGGGAAAAACUUCUCGAUUGCGUUUAAUCCUGCUUUCUUCAAUAUAAUUUCUUCCUGAUCGUUUUGUUAAAAGCUUAAAGAGCAAAAUAAAGCGACGGUUCACCGACCCAGGAGCUACUUCUAGCUCGUUAGCAUAUAGCUUGGUGCAACGUCGGAGCGAUCGCCGCUUGACAGCUUUGACAGAAAAGGACAUAAGAUUAACAUUAACUGGACAUCAUGACGACUUCGACGACGAAAGCGAUGCUGACAGGCAAAAGGCUGAAUUUGACGAGUUUGUGGUCAUGGUGUCUUGUAGUUUUAACGCUUCUUGCUGUGUGGAACAUUGAAGGGUCAGAGGCACAACGGUAUAACAGGAUAUUUGGACCAAUGCUGGGUAAAAGGACACAGACAGAAUCAGCUGGAGAAGAAGUCUUCGAUUUUAAUGUACCAGAUGACUCCCAAAAGACUGAGACUGGAGCGUUUGAUUUUAGUAAAUCGUCAACAUAUCCUCUCGAUGCGCUCUUCAUGAGAAUGACCCCCGAAUGGCAACAGAUUAUCAUCAAGAUGAUGCGACAAGCACGGUACAAGAGCUAAGGAACAUAAGUCAAAGUUUAAACAAAAAACUCGAAAAAGGGGCACAAGGGAAAUCAUCAACGAGCCACGGGAGAAAUCAAAAUGGCACACUCGAGCUACUUCAAGCUGCCUCCACAAUCACGACAAUCCUUCACUGAUCCUGCAAUGGUAUUCCCUCUAUUCAAACCGCGUGGACGGACGACCUUCUUAUGGAUGUGAACUAGUUUAAUUCGGCUGUUUGAACGACAGUUAUGAUGAGACUAGAAUACGUCAUUACAUUGCAAAAAGCCUGUCAUGAAGUCUAAAAGUCUCUUAGGUCUGUCUGUGCAUUUUUUUUUAAUUUGUUGUUGUUCUCUUCUAAAUCAAGAUUUUGAUUCAUGAAUUUUGCUUUUGGUUAUUUUUUUCUUCAAAUUCUUAUUUUAACUCGUAACCUUAUGUCAGAGUAAUGUAACGGAACAAAAAAAUCAUGUCCGAGUUUAACACUAUAGUUCUCUCAACAAAGGGUUUAUGCAUACAGAAAGGACCUGCUGUAAAGCAUGAUUAUUCAAAGUAAUGUAACUCAAGUCAUUAUGUCUUCUUUUGGGAUUAGCUAGUAAUUCUACCGAGAAAAUGUUCUUCUGUUUAGAAAAGAAUGUUUGAAUAAACAUGUAUUUAGUAUAUAUAGGCUUCAUUUUCAUACAAAGGUACCAUUGUUACUCUCGGCCUAAUAUAACCAAUACUAGCGAUGCCAGCCUAUGUUUUUCAUCAAAUCACUCAUCCAUCGACAAAAUAAUAAUGUGAGCGCAGAAGCGUAAUAUAUCAUCAUGUAAAUAAGAUUCAUGUUAAUGUUAUUGUUGUGUUGUUGAUUUGUUUCAUUUCUUGGUUACAUGCACUGUCCUACGAUAUGUGUUUUUACCUUUAACUGUAUGGCUCUUAAAACAAACCCAACCUAAGCAAUCUAGCUCAUUAAACAGAUUAAAUGAAAGCAAAAGGGGUAUACUUCGUUAAUAUGUUUAUUACCAGAAACCAAACCUUAAUACUUCAGAUUUUGCUGAGAGUCUUUAACGCCAAUAUCGUACAGUAGGUUUGAUGCUAUGGUGGUAAUGUGAUCUAAUAUGGUUGUGACUGAUUUGCAAUUCAUGAGUCUGGGAGUAAGAAAGGUAAAUAUAGAAUAAGUGGUUGACCCUUCCCAAACUCUGCCCAGUUUGGAGUGAUGUGGAGUGCAACUCGAUCCCAGAUUUCCCUUUAAAUCGAUGAGACAAGUAUCCAAUAUUGAGUUGUCCACUCUAUGAAAGAUCGAGUAAAAAUGUUCCCAUAAAAAAAGGAUCAUGCUUGCUGGGUACGACUUUCUCCCACGUUAUGGAUAAAUUUCAGCGCAGCGUUUUGAUAAAACUUACACAGUAUUUGGUAUCAUUUUCUCAAGCAAAACAUGCAAGUUUCCUUUUUACCCAAUAUUGGGUAAACUGUAUUUAGACUGAAAGUAUUUUCUUUGUAAAAUAACCAUGACUGGUCUUCUUUAUUCAUUUCAUUUCAAAGUAAUACUUUCACAUUAUUCUGUGACAUUUGUCUACAUUUCUGGAGGGAGAUACACGGUUUCUAGAUUUUACAUUCUCUUCUAUUUCAAAACGAUAAUUUAACAGGUAAAACAAAAUAUUAAUUAGUCUUUUAAAAUUGAUAUUUUUCUCUUCGAGAGUGAAAGUAUAACGAUCGAUAAUACCCACUUGAAUUUACUUAUAAUGGUUCACACUGGUUCUUUUUUAAUUUGUUUGUUUAUUCGUCCAUUUUCCUGAAUAGUGAGGGAUUAAAAAACACAUUUGAUCCAACUUAAGAGUAUUUUUAUAUUAUGUGAAGCUUGAAUUUCGUACUCAGUUCUGCGGAAAAGGUUUCCCAGAAUUAGAAACACAUGGAUUAAAAUUGCAAUUUUCUUGUCCUAACAAUGCAAAUGUUCUAUUAGCUAUUUUUUAUUAAUCUAGUAUUCUAUUAAUAACAAUAUGAAGAUGUAUAAGAGAAAAUAGUAAUUGGACGUUUAAUUCUGAAAGUACCAAAAUAAUUCUUCAAUGUUAAACUUCAGAAAUAUUUUCAACCUGGCCAUAAAUUACAUUACUUUGUUCGAAUUCUUUUAAUAUUAGUAUUCUAUUUAUAACAAUAUGAAGAUGUAUAAGAGAAAAUACUUAUUGGACUUACAAUUCUGAAGGUACAAAAUUAAUUCUUCAAUGUUUAAGUUCAGAAAUAUUUUUAACCUGGCCAUAAAUUACAUUACUUUAUUCGAAUUCUUUUAAUCUUAGUAUUCUAUUAAUAAGAAUAUGAAGAUGUAUAAGAGAAAAUACUAAUUGGACUUACAAUUCUGAAGGUACAAAAUUAAUUCUUCAAUGUUUAAGUUCAGAAAUAUUUUCAACCUGGCCACAAAUUACAUUCCUUUGUUUGAAUUCUUUUAAUAUUAGUAUUCUAUUUAUAACAAUAUGAAGAUGUAUAAGAGAAAAUACUAAUUGGACUUACAAUUCUGAAGGUACAAAAUUAAUUCUUCAAUGUUUAAUUUCAGAAAUAUUUUCAACCUGGCCAUAAAUUACAUUACUUUGCUCGAAUUCUUUUAAUCUUAGUAUUCUAUUAAUAACAAUGUGAAGAUGUGUGAGAAAAAGCACAAAUUGGAUUUCAAAUUCUGAAAGCAUAAAAUUAAUUAAUUAAUGUUAAAGUUCAGAAAUAUUUUCAACUUGGCCAUAAAUUAAUAUACUCUGUACGACAUUUCUUAAGGUUGUCUCUAAUGAAAACAAGAGUUUCUCUUGACGUUUGCUCGGCGAUGUUCGGGGGAUGGAAGGACAUGGAAUAUGUACUGUCGAAUGCCCAUCAUGACAAAUUCGGUGAAAGUUUAAGUCCUUGAAACUAGAACGAAACUGUUGUUUCGGGUCACCAAUUUUCGACUAAGACUUUGUCACGCAUUUGAAAGUGCAUUUACUCUGUUUUUAAAUCCUCCAUACGUCGUUGAGGGGAAACCCCAUAAUAUCCCUAACUCGUACGAUAAUCAAUGAUAUAUGUUUACACAUGUAGAUUCCUCAUUUUGAUAAUUAAUUAGUAAAAUAAAAAAAUGCAAUUAAGAAAAUUAGAUGAAAACCAAGACUCUAUUUAUAAUAGAGCCCGAGCUUAUAAGGCCAGAGUAACAG
Lytechinus variegatus (green sea urchin) is the source of this 3878-nucleotide messenger RNA. RefSeq lists its product as uncharacterized. The record is from RefSeq and is a predicted model, not a curated record. Bases 409 to 765 code for a protein of 118 amino acids. NCBI's taxonomy places the organism in Eukaryota, Metazoa, Echinodermata, Echinoidea, Temnopleuroida, Toxopneustidae. The transcript is spliced from 4 exons.